AUGGCCCAGGCGAUUUGUCUUCUGCUACUACGCCAUCUCAGAAAAUUACUACAACGGGCACCGAGGUGCCCGGAUAUCCUCUAUCUUCAAAACAUCUACCUGUUCGCCAGAUACUUCGGCACAGGCGUCAUCGUCGCAACGGUGUUCGUCCACCUCCUCGACCCAGCCUAUAAACGCAUCGGCCCGAAGAGCUGGGUGGGUGAAUCUGGGUACUGGGGAGAUUGCUCGUGGUGCGCGGCUACCGUCCUUGAUUCUGUGGUCAUCAUCUUCCUACUAGAUCUGGCGGCGGAGGUGUACGUAGAGCACAAAUAUGGUGCUCACCGCGAUGAAGACGCCACAAAUGUCUUGAUCGAACACGAUCAUGUCCAGUCCGAAAUCAUCCCGACCGAGACAAAGGAAAUCAUUUGA
Molecule: messenger RNA, 408 nt
Organism: Penicillium soppii
Lineage: Eukaryota; Fungi; Ascomycota; Eurotiomycetes; Eurotiales; Aspergillaceae
Exons: 2
Coding region: 1-408 (135 amino acids)
Biological process (GO): transmembrane transport; metal ion transport
Cellular component (GO): membrane
Molecular function (GO): metal ion transmembrane transporter activity
Source: RefSeq, a predicted model, not a curated record